CUUAGUCCUUUUUAAACGCGGAUUUUAAAUCACUUAUUUCUUCAAACGCAAAUCGUCGUCACUAAAGAGUUUGUCGCGUUUAGAAUAAUGGGCUUCUUAACGGGCCAAUUCAAGUGUGCCCAAUUACUUCAAAAUCCUAAAUUGAUUGGAUAGGACCAAAAGUCAAAGAGAAUCAUCAAGACAAGUGUCUUUAGUUUUGGUCACGGCAUAUGCCAAAAAGGCCCAACUAGUGUAAUAGAAAAAAGAGAGCGUUGCCUCCACGCGACCACGACCAGAGCCCCCACCAUUCCUUUUUAAAAUUCAAUUCAAUCACCCACAGUUUCUUCAUCACUGCGAGAGAGACGAAAACCAGAGAGAGAGAGAGAGAGAGGGAGAUGCAAUCGCUGCAAGAUAAGGCAUCGGUGUUAAGCGGCGUCGAUCAGGCUGAGGCGUUCGCCAUCGACGAGUCCAAUCUGUUCGACAAGCUUGGUCUUCAGACAUUCAUCAACCUAUCCACCAAUUUCUAUACCAGGGUAUAUGAUGACGAAGAAGAAUGGUUUCAAUCAAUAUUUUCUAACUCUAACAAAGAAGAUGCCAUCCAAAACCAGUAUGAGUUCUUUGUCCAGCGUAUGGGAGGCCCUCCUUUGUAUUCUCAGAGAAAAGGUCAUCCUGCUUUGAUCGGACGUCACCGUCCAUUUCCAGUGACCCAUCAAGCUGCUGAGAGAUGGCUAGAGCACAUGCAAAAUGCUCUGGACGAUUCGGUUGACAUUGACCAGGACUCAAAAAUCAAAAUGAUGAAGUUCUUUAGACACACCGCAUUUUUCCUUGUGGCUGGAAACGAGCUGAAGAAUCAGAAUGAGAAACCGAAGCAUAAGCCUCAAUGUGCUUGUAAACACGCAGCCAAUAAACCAGCAGAAGAAUAAUUUAACUACAGAUUCUUGUUCUACUUUAAGUUUCCAUUCAAAGUACACAAAAGAUUCUACGGAAUAUUGGUCUUUCCUGGAAAGCUAUGUAAGAGAAAUAGAACUGGUCUACUCUUGGCUCUCACUGCAAAUUUGCAAUAGCACUUUUUCAUUAGAUGGUCUGACACAAAAUAUGUAACAUUACAAGUAUAACUUUUAAGAAUAUGAACAAUUCUAAACAUUAUUUACAACACUUCACCUGAUU
Messenger RNA from Arabidopsis thaliana (thale cress), 1146 nucleotides. RefSeq names its product hemoglobin 3 (gene GLB3). The coding region runs from base 375 to 902 and encodes 175 amino acids. The record is from RefSeq and is marked reviewed. Gene Ontology annotation, biological process: oxygen transport. Gene Ontology annotation, molecular function: oxygen carrier activity; heme binding; oxygen binding. NCBI's taxonomy places the organism in Eukaryota, Viridiplantae, Streptophyta, Magnoliopsida, Brassicales, Brassicaceae. The transcript is spliced from 4 exons.